AUGUCGUCGGCUCGCUAUGCUCCCUCGCACGCCAUGCCCAUGGCCCAACAGGCCGCAUACCGCGCCCCAGGCCCCGUUGCCGUCUCCAAUGCGCCCCCGGGCACCUUUGCCCCGGGCACUAAAGUCCAGGUCGGCAACCACCGCGUCACAAUCGAAAAGUACCUGUCCGAGGGUGGCUUUGCCCACGUCUACCUCGUCCGCGUACCAAAGUCGGAUCCAAAGACGCCAGAGACUGCAGUCCUCAAGCGCGUGGCAUGUGCGGACAAGGAGGCCCUCGCAAAUAUGCGCACAGAGGUCGAGACCAUGAAGAAGCUCAAGGGCCACAGCAAAAUCGUCACCUACAUGGACUCGCAUGCAUCCCAACUCAAGUCGGGCGGAUACGAGGUCUUCUUGCUCAUGGAGUUUUGCUCGGGCGGUGGCCUCAUCGACUUCAUGAACACCAGGCUGCAGCACCGCCUGACGGAGCCCGAGAUUCUGCACAUCUUCUCCGAUGUCGUCGAGGGCGUUGCGACUAUGCACUACCUCAAACCACCCCUCCUCCACCGUGAUCUCAAGGUCGAAAACGUCCUCAUCACCACCGUCGGCGGCAACAAAGUAUACAAGCUCUGUGACUUUGGCUCCACCGCACCCCCGCGCCCGCCCGCCUCGACUGCUGCAGAGGGGAGGCUGAUUGAAGAAGACGUCCAACGCCACACCACCCUCCAGUACCGCAGUCCCGAAAUGAUUGACGUCUACCGCAAGCAGCCAAUCGACGAAAAGAGCGACAUCUGGGCCCUGGGCGUCUUGCUAUACAAACUGUGCUACUACACUACCCCCUUUGAAGAGGUGGGGCAAAUGGCCAUUUUGAAUGCCUCGUUCAAGUACCCGGCAUACCCUCAGUUUUCAGACCGCAUAAAGGCACUCAUAGGUUCCAUGUUGCGUGAAAACCCCCAGCAUCGACCAAACAUUUACCAGGUCGUUGCCGAAGUCUGCUCAAUGCGCCACCGGCCAAUCCCCAUCAAAGACAUCUAUACUGGCAGGACCCAAUCAGAAACCCGCCAGAACCAGCAGCUACCUCCUUCGGAGCCUCAGGUCUCUACACCCCCUCCUGUCGUGGGUCUGCAAAGAGUUGCUCCCACUGUCCAGGUUCAACAGUUGCCAGAUAUAACGCCAAUGAGGAGAGGACGGCCUACUGGACCAACGGACCAACCCCCACCAGGAGUCAGGCCCAGCCCGUCGCCUAUAAGGGGAACUACCUCAGACCCCUUUGCGGCACUAGACUCUCAAGAUGUCCAAGUGAGGCGUGCUGCUGCCGACGAGCUUGCAUCUCGCUUUCCCUCGCUGGACGAGUUCUCUCUGCUGCACGACCGCGGCCAAAAGUUUGAAUUUGGCGAAGCACCCACGUCUUCUGAUCCGGCACUGUCCAAGCGGGUCACAGAGGCACUGGCAGAUGAAGCUUUUGCAUCCCCUUCACCCCCAGCUGUCGACUCGACACCUGGAGUGAAGCCCUCGACUGUCUCCUCAGGAGGCCUUUCCAGAGCUACAUCACUAAGGAAAUCUGCGCCCCGUGAGGCCAAUGAUAGCCCACACUCUACCAAUCAACAGGGCAUACAGCAGCCCAUUCCACAGAGAGUCAACAUGGUAUCUACUGGGGUGCAAACAUCCCCACGGGCAUCUCCUGUUCCUUCACAAAAGUACCCAGACGUCAACAGCCGCCCAAUCUGGAAGGUUCCUCUGACCUCGCAACACAGCCGAACCAUGAGCCAUACGCGCUCGUUUGAAAAGCCGCCAUCAAGCCCUCUUUCCAGCCCAGCACUAAAGCCCGAAUUUGCUUUGCCCCCGCGCCCGGUGCUGGAAUCAAGAUCAAAGUCUCAGCUUAGCAUUCCGAGAUCGCCUGCAUCGGCAAGGCCCUCAUUGGAGAGCCAGCGCCCAUCUAACAUGGAGCUUGGCUCUGCUAUAGAUCGGUCAAGGUCUGCAAACUCAAAUUCGCGCCCAGUUAGCAUACACGUGGAGUCGAACCUCGACUAUCUACGUGAUCGAGAAAUGACGGGCGGUCGCAGCUUUGAUGCUCCGUCGUUGCUACGCCGUACAACUUCAAAUGCAGUAGAUGAUUCAGAGCCUGAAGAAAUCAAUGUACGAUCAAGCGUAGACUUUCUCCGAAGCAUCGAGCAGGAAGAGCAUGGCCACAAGCAUCGCCGCAGUAGUUCACACUCCAAGCACGGUAAACGCGGAAGCUUGACCAACAUUGUCAAGGGCAAGUUUGGCGACGCUUUCCGGCGCUUUGAGACAACCCACAAGACACCUGAGCAUGAGCGUGAUCAGCCGCCUCUAACCCCGGUCGAUCACCAACACCUGAGCUCCAAGGGUGGUCUGACCCCUAUUGCUGGCUCGGAGACGACAGGUGGAUUAAGCGACGAUGACCGCAGCGCCAUUGACGAAACGCAAGACCUGUCACCAGAGGUCCGAAGGGAGUUGGAAAAGAGACAGUUGGCAGAGGAAGAACGUCGCGUAGAAGCCGCAGCAGCAGAGUACAAACAACGAGUGGCAUCCCAGGCUCAAGGAAAGGUAAAGCCCGGUCCAUCCAAAGCCUCAACCAUCCAAGACCGUGUCAAGAACCUCUUGGACGAAAGCAGCAAACCAACUCCCACCAACCGCACAGCCGAAGGCUACGGCAAAUACACCGACACCGGCAAGCCCCUUCCCCUGCGACCCCAGGAUCAAAGCGGCACCCCCUCCCGCACUCAACCCCCCGCCAUCGCCCGAAAACCCGUAAACGUGCCUUCUCAGCCCCAACCACAAGACAUGGCCUACACCAAGCCCUCGUCAAUCCGACCCAACAUGCCCCCUCCCGUCCCCUCUGCCUCUGCUCCCCCAACAAUCAACAACAUGCGCAACCCCUCUGGUCCACCUCCCCGCGCGCCCAAACCAAAAGCCCUGCAGACAGGCACCCCCGGUUCUUCGCCCUCCUUGUCAUCUACCUCCCCUACCAAGGCUUCUGCAAAAGAUAGUAUCGCCAACAAGCCCCUGCCGUCGUCGCUGGCAAGUCAGCAAGCCGAUGAUCUCGAUGUGGAUACGUUUAGUAAGCGGUACCCUAGUUUGAGUGGGUUGGAAAUGGUGGAGACGGAGAUUCCAAGGGGGAGAGUGAGGGAUGUCUAA
Molecule: messenger RNA, 3135 nt
Organism: Bipolaris victoriae FI3
Lineage: Eukaryota; Fungi; Ascomycota; Dothideomycetes; Pleosporales; Pleosporaceae
Exons: 3
Coding region: 1-3135 (1044 amino acids)
Biological process (GO): actin filament organization; protein autophosphorylation; actin cortical patch assembly
Cellular component (GO): cytoplasm
Molecular function (GO): ATP binding; protein serine/threonine kinase activity
Source: RefSeq, a predicted model, not a curated record